GUGAGUGUUUGAUUGAGUCGGGUCGUUGUGUUAUACUUUCUUCUUAAUAGAUAAUAUUGUAAUGUCUAAUUGAUUGAACAUGCAAUAUAAUUUUUUCAAGGAAAAAUCUAACUAAACUAAAUCCCAACUAUGGUGCAUUCAGUCAGAAAUUCUGUGUGGGUAUACCAAUUUAUAGAGAUAUAUACCGUUUUAUGCGUCUGCCAUUAAAGAAGGCUCACCUUGAUGGUGCGUAUGGUUAUGUUUAAAGGUGGUGAACAAACGAAAAUAGUGUUAGUGGAAAGCCAGAAAAGCGGCUGAUGACUGUCAUUUCAUGUACGCUAGUGUGUGGUGCUACUCGACACCGCCUGCUACAUUACUUAGCAGCAUACGAGACAGAUGGCUAUUAUAUGAGUGAAAAAAUCAAUCAUAUAUAUCUUCGUUAAUUACGUGCUUGCGUUUCUUUUCCCUAUCACUGGACCUGCUUUAUACCAAGUUCAAAGUUAGUUCUUUGUAAAAUGAAGUCAACUAUAUAAAUAUAUUGCGUUGCAAUUUCUUAACAAAAAACUGUUUUAAGUUUACUGAUUAGAAAAUAAAAUGUGAAAGUCAUUUUUGAUAGCACUAGAACAGACUUAAUGAAUCCAGUUAAAUCAUAAAAAAUGUUGACUCGCAGUUGCGGUGAUCAACAAACAGGUUACACUAAAAAUACAAAUUCAUUGUAAUUGAAUCAUCGCAUACACUGUUGAACGCACACGGUGCUCAUCCGCACUAAAACGAGGGGGUCUGCAAGCAACCGAGACCAACACGAUCAUCGAGCAGAACACGACCUGCAAGCAAACUGUUUCUCUUUCACUAGGGUUUGGAAUGAGAGUAAACCUGUCUGACUACGAGAGAGUGAGUACCACCCAGUCAGCUAUUAGGCAGUUCAUCUAUCCAUCCGGUAUUAAGGGUGGUAAAUGCAAUAGCCAGACGAUUGAUGGGACGAGUAUGGAAAAGCAUACAAACCGAACCCCCUGUAAAGAAGAAAUUUAAAACCUCUCUCAGUUAAACGAGAACAAACGAAAUAUCAUACUGAUGGUGUCAAGAUAGAACAUCAAAAAAUCCACCAAAGGAAACAGUUCCCUGAGAGCGACCGCUGGAAGUAGAGUACGUCUGUUCCCGAACGCACGCUGUUUACACGGUACGGAUUGUGUUUCGACAUUCUCAUAAACGACCCCAGACUGUGCUAUUCUAUUCACUCUUGUACUGCCACUACUUCCCCCCUAACGGGGUCGUUCGUAUAAUGUAAUGAUAGGAUAUUACAGCCGUUACGAUACGAGUAUAUUUGAACUUCAUCGAGUAUUCCGGUUUCAGGAUUCCGAAAAGAUUUGAAUUUUAAAUUUAAUCGAAACAGUUUGUGUGAGGUGAAAUUCGUUUCCUGCUACAUAGUUUUCUAUACGCAAAAAAUGCAGUGUUGUGAUAAAGUGGGCAGUGUCGGAGUAAAUUGUGAUCGUAGUGGCAAUGGAAACCUAUCGAAAGUAUACACAGGACCACUUCGGCAACCGGACAGUCUACUUGACAUCACGGCUCGGAUGGUUGCGCAAAACGAACCCUUCCAGAAAAUCGAGGAACGCUAUGAUCGAAUCCCUGAACCGGUGCAGAGGAGGAUCAUCUAUUGGUCUUUCCCCCGCAAUGAAAAGGAUAUUUGCAUGUACAGUUCACUAUCCAGGGUUUCUUCACUGAACUCCGUGGAACCUCAGAGCCUCAGUUUCUGCGCUGGCCUCAAGCUAGUCGAGUCUGGAUGCGUGGAGGAUGUACUUCAAGUUGGGUUCCAUCUAAGCGGAAUUGUGUGGACAUACCCACCCAAUCACGCGCAACGUCAGUCUUCGUCCUCAUCGCUAGGUUCAUCCGGUGUUCGUAAUGACCUUACCUACCAAUACCCCAACGUUGGUAACAGUCACCAGCAUAAUAACUACAUCGGGCACAAUAACCACCAUCAUAAUCCGCACAACCAUCGUCCGCUCACGCCUCCACCCCUACAUCAAGCACCGUUGCCCCCCGGGCCACCCAUUCCACCGGGUGUGAUGGGAGUUGGUGGUCCCGUGGUAAUUCCUCAACCACCCGGAAUUGCCCAGCCCGUUCCACCACAGUACAACAAUAAUCCAAAUAUUGAUCGUGAUGGAUUCAACAAUAUUUCAACCCCGUCAUCUUCAGGUGCAGGCAAUAUGGAGGAGAACAAAAAGUUCAAAGUGUCAGUCAGUUUCGAUAGAUGUAAAAUUACAUCGGUGACCUGUAGUUGUGACACAAAAGAUAUUUUCUGGUGCCAUCAUGUCGUUGCAUUAGCUCUGUAUAGAAUACGAAAUGCCGAAACAGUAAAACUAAGAGUUCCUAUUUCAGAAACACUACUUCAAAUGAAUCGACAACAAUUGCAAAAAUUUAUACAGUACUUGAUCUCAGAACAUCACACUGAAGUGUUACCGACAGCCCAGCGACUGGCAGAUGAAAUUUUACAGCAACGUUCGGAAAUCAACUCAAUUUGUGGAGCUCCUGAUCCUACAGCUGGUGCAUCAAAGGAUGAUGAUCAUUCAUGGCACUUGGAUGAAACUCAGGUCUGUGAAGCUGUAAAGACUUACCUCGGCCAAGGUAGUUACUAUUAUAGCAGUAAACAUCUAAAUUCACUGUUUGGUAAGGUUCGCGAAAUGCUACGUGCACAAGAUUCAAAUGGAGCUCGUAUGUUAACAUUAAUCACUGAACAAUUUCUCAAUGAUCCCCGAUUGGUAUUAUGGAAGAAUCAUGGAACACCAAUGACAGAAAAGUGUCGCCAGUUAUGGGACCAGUUGGGGGCACUAUGGGUUUGUAUAGUCUUAAACCCGAAAUCCACUCAUGUGGAAAGACUACACUGGAAGGCACUUCUAGAAAAAUGGUCCAAAAGUGAAGUAUGUCCUCAGGAAGAUCCGGAUUUAAGAACAUCUACACGAGAAAGUAUUCGUGAGAGAUCCAACCGUGAAAGAGAACGAGACCGAAACAGAUUUUUUCGGGAAAACAAUUUAAGAAAUAUGAUGUAUUAUAAUCAGAACAACAUUAAUCCAAAUCGUCGACGAAAUUACAAUGAGAUGAACCUGAUCGGGCCAGCUCUUGACAGGCCAAACAACGGUGCAAAUGAAAAUUAUGAUAGCUCAGAGUCCGAUUCCGAUUCCGACGAGGAUAUAGAAGAGAGUAAUGAAGUUGAAAAUAAUGAUAAUCAUAAUAACGAGAAUCAAAAUGCUCAUCAUGAGCCGAAUCGUGAUAACUUGGAAGAAGAUGUGGAUCAGGUGCACAAUAUUCUUCAAGAUAUUAAUUUCGGAGUGAAUGGAAAAGCUGAUAAACCAGAGGACAAUGGAUACAUAAAUAUGAAUCUAUUAAAUGAAAACAGCGAUCUAAAUCCAAUUCUGCCAGAAAAUGAUGACAGUUCAAGGGAAUCGAUGGACGCUGAUAACGAUAAUCCUUUACCAGGGCCAAGUGGUGUCGUCAGUGGAAAAUCAAUCGAAUCAGAGAGUUUUUUCAAUAGUAAUCCUUGCAUCUGCGGCGAAGAGAAAUGUGAAUGUAAUCGUCCGGUAUUUUUUGAUGAAAUCAAACCGAGUAAAUUUUUCGACUGCGAUGCAUCAAGCUUUUUAGUCACUGAAGACGCCAACCAAGGCUGUGAGCCAAUAAAAGAGCAUGAAAUGGACACUGGCGAUGACAAGCUGGAUAAACACUGUGAUAUAUUAGGAAAACAAAACAUUUUGAGUAACUUCGAAGAUCUCGCUGUUCCAGGUCCAUCUGGGUUAGGAAGAUUGCCGUUGACUUCUGCCUCUAUAGCUAAAUCGAUUACUCAACACGCAAUUGAUGAUUGUAAAUGUCAUAAAGAUAAUGAAAACUUAAGCGAUGUAUGUUCUUCUGCAAUCAGUCAUAAUAACAUGGAUGCUUGUGUUAGCAGUGAAGAGAAACCCGAGAAAAUUGACGAAUGUAAUCCAACCAGGGAUGCGAGUAACGAAAAACCAUCUUCCGCGCCUAAAGAUGAUGAAAUCAACAAACCAAACCAAAUUGAGCCGGAAGUCGAUGAACCUCAACCAGGACCGUCAAGGUUAGUAGAAUGCCCCAGUAAGCGGCCACAACAAAAUGAACGAAAUAAUGAUAACAACGCCAGACCAUGCAAACGUUUAAAACUUAAUAAUGGAAACUGGGUUGGCAAGAGUUCCAACAAAACUCCAAGAACGAUUUUCCACAAAGCAUUAGAUGCAGUAAAUAUGACUUGGGAUAAUGAUCACCUCAAGUUUAUUCUCGAGUCGGAUAAUUAUUCUCUAUCAAGUCGUAAUUCGGUACAAAUAGCUGGUUCUAGUAAAAUGAUAUCUAAUAGUCCUAGUUCGAAGUCGAAUUUCAAUGCCCUUGGUCAACCAUUAUGGCAUGAACAGAUAUCGAUGACUGCCGCUCGUGUUGAUUCAUUACGUUCACAUGGUCAUAUAGAAGCUGCGUUGAGGUUAUCUGUAAGUGUUGUUCGUACAAUGAGAGAAAUUCAACGCGACGCUCAAGCUCUAUGGCAUCGUCACAAACCAAAGAUUGCAGACAAUAAACCAGCGGAAGUUGUAUGUAGUUGCCAGAAUAGCAAACCAGCUGAAUCUAAUCCGACCCCUCAAUCUUCUUCGCGAAAAAAGGAUGCCUUUUCGCAAAUGCCUCCUCCUCCGCCACCAGUUGUAGGUCCAUCACAGCCGGCAAACAGUAAUAAGAUAAAUUGUCAAUGUCCAACACACAUUCAUCAAAUUCAGCCUCUGCCACCUCCACAACAACAACAAUUCCAGCAUCAUCAAAUGAAAAAAGACUGCUCAAAAUGCUUGCAAAUCAAGUGCUAUUAUGAAUCAGUUGGUUCUUCUUCCAAAUAUAAUUAUUACAACAACAUGAUCCGAAACAGUCGCAACGGGAUGGUGUGCCAUUCGUCAAAGUGUAAUCCAUUUUUUCCGCCAUCGGCAGAAAUGUUUCGCAAUCCUCAGCCACACUGUAAUCGUGAUUAUCGGUAUAUGAAAUUUAAUAUGCAACCACCACAGCAUCCACCACAUAUGCACCAUCAUCACCAUCAACAGGGCGUGCCCCCAUUGAUGGGGCCUCCCCAAGGUCACCACGGAGCAGGACCUUCUCACCAUUUACAUUCGCAAAACCAUGUGAUUCCUUCGCCUGCUGUAAUGCCUCCCUCACAUGGCUCAACUGAUCAAUCCGCGGGUAAAGCACCAAAGUGCAAUUGCCCUGUACAUAAGGACGACCGACAAGAAAUUGCUCAGCCACAACCGCCACCGCCACCUGGUGUUUCUGGUAUGGGACCGCCUGUACCGGGGCCAUCUACAUCGUCAGCUGUACUACAAACUGCACCGCCACCACCGCCGCCACCACCACUGGCUCCAUAUCAUCCCCAAGAUGUAUUACCGAAAUCGCAAAUUCCGUGCACCCAACAUGACAAAUCUCAAUGUUGUAUUAAAAAUAUGUGCUGCAAAAUGGUAGCCCAAGCAAAAGCGCUUGAAAAACAAUUCAAUGUCCAGACUGCUGGACCAUCAGCAUCUUCUCAAUUUCUACCACCAGCAACACCAUGCAAUUGUGGAAUGCACUCUAAUUCUAUCGGUAUGUAUAAGGCCUUAUAUAACGGUCCAACGUCGCAUGUAAUGGGCCCAUCAUCUAUGCCAGGACCGAGCACAUCGCGUAGUAUGCCAAAGCCUUAUGAACGACCACCGGUACCAUAUCAUGAAUGUGAAAUGGCCGGACCUAGUUGUUCAACAAAAUCUGCUUCCAAAAUGCCUCCACUUCCUGCGACACUAUGUAACCGAGAUUUUUCAGCUAAUUCUUCCUCUUCUGUGUCUGCUACGAAUCCAUCAAAUACUUCCACUGUCACUGCAGUUAAAAUCCAUGAACCCGAUUGUGCUCUGUACAAAAAAUGUGCUGAGUCUUCAAAUUCCGGGGCCAGCGCUUCUAAAUCAAAACAUAACUCUGUUAACUACGGAACCUCAUCCUCGAAGGUUACGUCAGUUUUUGAUCCAGUAAAAAUAAACCGAAAAACCAACUGUUUAUCAAAAUGUAUUGACUGUAGUAUUGGUUGUGAAGUAGAAUUUCCUCUUGAUGCGAUAGCUUGUAUCUUCGACUGCUUAACUGAGACCUGUAUUAUGCCAGAAGCAAUGGUGAAUGAAAUAAGCCGGAUGGCAUAUGAAAUUGGGGUCAGCGGGAAUGGCCAAGGCACCAACACGGCCCCAGAAGACGUCAAUAUAAUUCCGCCCAAAUAUCGACACAUUCCGGUACCAGGAACUAACGACAGGUACGAAACGUACUUAACGUUAGCAUUCGAGGCAGCAAUUUUAGCACUGAGUAAACAGAGAAUUAUGCCUCACGGUCUCUAUGCACAGCACGUAAUAUGCAAACAACAGGAUCAGUUGAUAUCCCGUCUGCGUAAUAUUGACCUUGAUCAGAUGUUGAUUGAUGUUCUUAAGCGACUUAGCAUUCAGUUACUAGAUGGUGGCUCAACUAGCGGACUUGGUGAAAUGGUUCAUCCGGAAUCGGUUCCGAUGCACACACUUGCCCGCUUUUUAUUUGCAUCUCUCCUCAAUCAAUAUCCUGAUCUGGCUUUCAACAUUGGGCUUCGUGCCAUGCGGUUUCCAAUACUGGAAAAUAUCAGCGAAGGUUCUGUAAAUGGAAUUGAAAUGCAGCACAACAACUUUAUGCACUCGCCGUACCCUCGGUGGUGGACUUUAGGACACCUGGAAACGCAACAAUGCUCACUAAGCUCUACUAUGCUUAGUGCCGCUAAAGGAGAUACGAAACGCUUGUCAGCUGUACUUGAGAAUGCUCGUCGAAACAUUCACAGUUCUUCACAUUUAUUCAAACUCGCACAAGACGCUUUUCGUUUCGCUACACCGGAAAACGGUCCUCGAAGUCAAACAUUGUUGGGUGUUGCUUUUGAACUUGGGUUGCAGGUUAUGCGUAUGACAUUGACAUGCUUGAACUGGCGUCGACGAGAAAUGGUUCGAUGGUUGGUUACUUGCGCUUCCCAUGUUGGACUGGAUGCACUGAUGUCCAUCAUGCAGAAUUGGUAUCAUCUUUUUACGCCAACAGAAGCUACAGGACCAGUGGCAACAACAAUAAUGUCACAUUCCACUAUAAUGCGUUUAAACUUGAGCUUUAGACAGCAAGAUGAGCUUUCCAAUUGUGCACGAACAUUGGCCUUGCAGUGCGCUACGAAAGAUCCUCCAAACUGUGCACUUAAUGCCUUGACUUUAUGCGAGAAUGAUGCAAUGGCAUUCGAAACAGCUUACCACAUUGUCAUUGAUGCUGCAACUCACAUAAUGACCUCAAGUCAGCUGUUUACUAUUGCAAGAUACAUGGAACAUCGAGGCUAUCCAUCGCGAGCCUAUAAUUUGGCGAUGCUGGCAAUGAAAAAUGUUCAAUUAGCCUACAACCAGGACACUCACCCUGCAAUAAAUGAUAUUCAUUGGGCUUGUGCUUUAUCUCAUUCACUUGGAAAAGCUGAAUUAUCAAAGAUGAUUCCGCUUGUGAUCAAAAAUGUACAAUGUGCUACCGUAUUAUCAGACAUUUUACGUCGCUGUAGCGUCCCUACACCGGGAAUGCAUAAUUUUAACGCACAUGGUAGAGGUAACAACAUGCGACAGUGUAUUAAGUUGAGUUACGAUCGAGAACCAUUGAAUCAGCUUCUUGAAGCUGCGGUAUCUGCCUACGUCAAUACUACUCAUUCCAGGCUAUCGCAUAUAUCUCCGAGACAUUACAGUGAUUUCAUAGAUUUUCUUAGUAAGGCAAGAGAUACAUUUAUGCUUGCAAGGGAUGGGCCAGCCCACUUCUCUCGGCUCAUUGAAAACAUAACUAUCGCCUAUAAGGGUAAGAAAAAAUUAGUACGACAGGUGAGACAACGCUUUCAGUUUGUAUAGAAAUAUUACACUAAAUAUUGUAUACAUAACACAAAGAGAAAAGAAAACAAACUUAUAAGACAUUUUUACAUUAACCUCUAUACAAGUAUAGAUAGAAUAAAAAAAUUGACAAUUAUCGACUCUCAGUCCAUAAAUAUUGAACAUUUCCGUUGCGUUUCGUUUUUGCGGAUUUCAAUUAUACAUAUAAAUAAAAAAACAGUAUUAUUCCCAUUGAAAAAGUUCUUCCAUCUUGGUUUAGAUAUGCUUGUGUUAUGGUUAUUUGUUUUAACAGAGGCUUAUUUUGCGUCAAACAUCAUUUUGUUCGUUUGGAUACUCGUUUGUUAUUUUAAUUAUUGUUUGCAUUGUCUGCAAAAGAUGUUAGGGAAUACUCGGUAAUGUAUCAAAGUCGAGUUCGUAAAACAUAAUUGACACACAAAUUAUUACUCGUUAGUAUAUAACAAAUACUAAAGAUGUGUAGCAUACAUAGAUAAGUAAGCUUAGAACAUGACUUCCAUUAUAAAAUUAAACUAGCCAAGUUGGAUAGAGUGGCAUCAUAUAAAAUAAACUACCGCAAUGCAAGUUGUGAAUAAUACUAAAAUUACAAUUUCAAAAAACUUGAACUCUGCACAAGAUACAAGCUAAAAUAGUAGUACGAAACAACUAAUUGCGAUUGAAAUAAUUAAAGUUAGUCACGAUUGAAAAUAAUUACUCGUGCUGGAAAACAUGUGACUCUAAUUGCGAUUGAAAUAAUUAAAGUUAGUCACGAUUGAAAAUAAUUACUCGUGCUGGAAAACAUGUGACUCUAAUUAAGCCACACACAUUGUACAAAUAAAAUAGAGAUAACACAGCUCAUUUCAGUGAGUGUAGUUAUAAUAAAAAAGUAGUACUGAUGAAUAAUCCUAGUAGAUAGAAUGCAUAACCGCCUAUGAAUAGUAAAUUAUCACCAAAAUAAUUAAUCUCGGUAGUUUUGUGUGUAGCGACUGGUAGUAGAUAAAAUAAACUAUAUUCGAGAAAAUUUGUUUUGAAAAUUUCACUGAACUUUGUGCCACCAUAUCUGUGCCGAACAAUUGACUUAGAUUUCAGUUUGUAAAAAAAGACAGCGUAAUCUUUAGUCUGGUUUCAAUAAUUUAGUUGAAAUACCUCACUAUUUAAAUUGAUUGUUAGAUAAAUUUACAAAUUAAUAAUUUCUUUCUACUCGCACCUUUGUUUAUACCAGACAAGUUUUGUACACUAUUGAAUAGUCCGUGAGUGGGAACAUAUAUCAAUAUCAACAAAAGAGGAGAAAAUAACUUAAAUGCCUGUGCGCAGGGCUCCCAUCCUAUAUACUAGAAUAAUAUAAUGAAACAAAAAUAUAACUACAAACGGAAACAGCAAACAUCCAGUAUAUCGCAUUAUAAACCAACAUUAAAUAGAAAAUAUUUACUGCCAAAAGCUAAUCAAAGAGAAUCGAUAGUUGGUUAUGGUAAACGCAAAAUAAAUACCAUGCGUUAUAUCAGAAAUGCUCGUAAGGCAAAGGAACUGAAUAUAACCACAGUUUUGAAUCAACUAUUAUUACAUCGAUUAUUUUAAUGUUCCACUGUUUUGAAUUGCAUGUAAUCAGUCCAAAUUUGAUUUAUAUUAAUAUGGACCAUAUUCAAUAUGGACCAUAUUCUCUCCUCUACAACUAGGUAUUCUAUAUUGAUUAUUCGUACAGCAGAGCUUUAAUUCUCGUUUUAUGUUCAUUCGUACUAAAGGUCACCAUAAAUUGGUUUUGAAGUCUUAAAUGCCAUCUGAGAAAACUCCAGAUUUCAGUACAGUGUUAUCAUAAGCGAGCACCAAGUUAUGUCUCUUAUGUUUCGAUGUAAGUUUAACUCAGGUAUAGUAAAGUUUUAUUAAAAAAAACAUAAGAAAACGUCAAUGAAUAAUUUACAUGAUACUGCAAAAAUAGAACUAUCAAUAAAACAAAAUAAAUAAUUAAACCUUA
Wyeomyia smithii (pitcher-plant mosquito) is the source of this 9825-nucleotide messenger RNA. RefSeq lists its product as uncharacterized. Bases 1422 to 7883 code for a protein of 2153 amino acids. Gene Ontology annotation, molecular function: zinc ion binding. Lineage: Eukaryota; Metazoa; Arthropoda; Insecta; Diptera; Culicidae. The transcript is spliced from 10 exons. The record is from RefSeq and is a predicted model, not a curated record. Gene Ontology annotation, cellular component: Cul2-RING ubiquitin ligase complex.